UGCCUAGACUCGGAGCUGCUCUGGGGUCUGCUAUAAACCUGCUUUUGCUUCCUGAGGUUUUGGCUGUGUGAACACUGGAAUGUUGGGGAGUGUCGUUUAACUGUCAUCAUGGUCUAUCUCACUCACCUGUGUGGCUUGGGGUGAGCAAGAAGGCGGGCACAGCAGGCAAGGACACGCCCACCGAGUUAAGUUUGCUUAUCACCUCCUUUACAAUGCUCACCAUUCCCUGCUAACCCCAUUCUGACACCCCUCCCCCCACCCCAUGCAGAAAGGAAGAAACCUCCCUUGGCUCCAAAAUGGCAUCAGGAGAUACAAAGUCGAGCGUCAAGCAUGCCCACCCCUGUGCCGAGAGGUUGUCCCUGCAGGAGGAGGAGGGAGAUGCUGAGGACUACUGCACCCCUGGAGCCUUCGAGCUGGAGCGUCUCUUCUGGAAGGGCAGUCCCCAGUACACACACGUCAACGAGGUCUGGCCCCGACUCCACAUUGGUGAUGAGGCCACGGCGCUGGACCGCUAUGGGCUGCAGAAGGCGGGUUUCACGCACGUGCUGAACGCCGCGCACGGCCGCUGGAAUGUGGACACCGGGCCGGACUACUAUCGAGACAUGGCCAUCGAGUACCACGGCGUCGAGGCCGACGACGUGCCCACCUUCGACCUCAGCAUCUUUUUCUACUCGGCUGCGGCCUUCAUCGACUCUGCUCUCCGAAACGACCACAGUAAGAUCCUGGUUCACUGUGCCAUGGGCCGAAGCCGGUCAGCAACUCUGGUCCUGGCCUACCUGAUGAUCUACAAGAACAUGACUUUGGUGGACGCCAUCCAACAAGUGGCUAAGAACCGCUGUGUCCUGCCCAACCGGGGUUUCCUGAAGCAGCUCCGAGAGCUGGACAAGCAGCUGGUGAAGCAGCGGCGACAGGCCGGGCCAGGGGACAGUGAGCUGGGGCUGUAGGGAGCCUCCCCAGGGAGGAUCAGAGACCCCGGGCACCCAGAGCAGAAGGCCGAGGCGCGGCUGCACCGUCCGCACCCGAGGCUUUGUUGGUCUUGUUGGUCGUGAAGAUGAGACAGCAAAACCAAAGGCUGGGCGAAGCCGGGAGGAUGCUCGCUGUCUCCUCCGAGACUGUUUGCCUCAUGGUGGGCUGGCCCAGUCAGCCACAGGGGCAACUGGGGCAACUGGGGAAGGAAAAGCUCUUCUCCUGUCCUUUAAGUUGGAAGCAAAAAAAGGGUUUCCUUUGUUUGUUUGGGCUGGUUUCUUGUGUGUGUGUGUGUGUGUGUGUUUUAAUGUGUGGGUGGGUAUUGUGUUGUGAUUAAAUGUUUGGCUCUGAAAGGAAAAAA
Apodemus sylvaticus (European woodmouse) is the source of this 1327-nucleotide messenger RNA. RefSeq names its product dual specificity phosphatase 29 (gene Dusp29). The transcript has 3 exons. The record is from RefSeq and is a predicted model, not a curated record. Gene Ontology annotation, molecular function: MAP kinase phosphatase activity; protein tyrosine/serine/threonine phosphatase activity. The coding region runs from base 297 to 944 and encodes 215 amino acids. Gene Ontology annotation, cellular component: cytoplasm. Gene Ontology annotation, biological process: negative regulation of MAPK cascade; protein dephosphorylation. NCBI's taxonomy places the organism in Eukaryota, Metazoa, Chordata, Mammalia, Rodentia, Muridae.